AUGAUUCGAGCCAUCCUCGUCUCUCCAACCAGACCAAAGCGAGAAGUUCAAAUUCGAUCGCCCACUAUAAAUGCCUUGAACUCGGUUAUGUCAAGUGGUCUUGACGGUCUCCCUGACCUUAGUUGGGACUCUGAAGACUACGUUUCCCAACGCUCUAGUCCUGGUGGUACUCCAACGUUCACACGGCUGCCUGCUCGGGAAAGACACCAAAAGAUACGAGAACAAAGAGAUGGAGCACAAACAUCAGUCAACGCCUUGGAGAAACGACUAGGCGACUUUGAAACCGAAUUCGUAUCGCUCAGACGUGAAUUACAAACUGUCAAAGCCGAAAACCAAGCCGAAGUUGCAUCGCUAAAGCACGAAAUGGUAGAAUCCAACGCCCAAAUAACCUCCUUGAAGCGUCAAGUACGCUUACUCAAAACCGACAAUUUCGACGCUAAAACCAAACGCCGCGAGGGCCUGAGAUCGAUGAUCUACGAUCUAAAAGCGCAAAUUCAAGAGCUCGAAUUGAUAGAGAAGUUUGAGGUUAUAUCUUCUUCGCUUCGAGCAUAUAAUGAGACACUUUUCGACCCUGCCAACAUAAACAAACAAAUGAAGACACUUCUCAAGGAGAAUAAGCUCGACUACAUCACGCGACUAUUGGAUUACCGCCCCAAAGAUGAUCAGGAACUCGACACUGCAGUGUCCAGUCGACUCCAACUUCUCUCACCAGAUGAACAGGCUUUCUGUCGAUUCCUCCACUCCCGACUCAAAACCAUGCGAGAGCCGCGGAACCGACUUCAGCACCCUCGAACGAGUCCAGACGUUGCCCGAAUGUGGCUGGAAGACAUUGCCCCAACGCAUUCAACCACGUUCAAUGCAAUGCUUGCUCGGAAACCCCAGCUCCUCGAGAGGGAUCAGACGGAAACCAGUAUCUUUCCGUAUGGCGCCGAGAGUAGACUAGAGCGGAAGAGAGUGAAACUCACACGGGCCGAGGAGGAAUUGCAGAGCAUGGACAAGGAUGACAUUGCCUCGCUCGGUGAUGAUGAAUGA
Mycena indigotica is the source of this 1032-nucleotide messenger RNA. RefSeq lists its product as uncharacterized. NCBI's taxonomy places the organism in Eukaryota, Fungi, Basidiomycota, Agaricomycetes, Agaricales, Mycenaceae. Bases 1 to 1032 code for a protein of 343 amino acids. The record is from RefSeq and is a predicted model, not a curated record. The transcript is spliced from 4 exons.